Molecule: messenger RNA, 906 nt
Organism: Penaeus indicus
Lineage: Eukaryota; Metazoa; Arthropoda; Malacostraca; Decapoda; Penaeidae
Product: E3 ubiquitin-protein ligase RNF12-B-like
Exons: 2
Coding region: 57-722 (221 amino acids)
Source: RefSeq, a predicted model, not a curated record
UCUAUUUAAGACCUUCGCGCUCGCUCCGAACUACCACUCGCUCGCUCGCCGCCGCCAUGAAGUCCAUUUGCCUGCUGCCUUUCGUGCUCGCCUCCGUCAUGGGGGGCACCACCCUCCUGGCGACACCUUAUGCCGUAGCUCCCGCCGUAGCCCCCGCCGCCGUGGCCUACUCCAACGUGAACCUGAACGUGCCCGCGCCCGUGCCCGCCGGCGAGGCUCCCGCCCCCGAGCUCCUGGUCCAGCGCACGCCCGUCAAGGCCCUCGGCCGCCCCGUCAUCUCCUACACUCCCCAGGUCACCGAGGUUCGCCCCGAACUCAAGAUCAUCGAGAAGACCUACGACGUGGCCGUGCCCAAGCCCGUCUACGAGACCAAGGAAGUCACCCCCAUCCAGCACAAGUACGUGCCUGAGCCCUACGCCGUGCCCCAGCCCUACGCCGUGCACCAGCCCAUCGCCGUGCCACAGCCCUACGCCGUGCCCGUGCCCGUGCACGAGCAGGUCCACGUACAGCACCACGUUGCCGCCGCCCCCGCCGCCGUCACCUACGGCGCUGCCCACGGUGUUGUUGCCCAAGGUGCUGUCCUCGGCGCUGCCCACGGUGUUGUUGCCCAAGGUGCUGUCGUCGGCGCUCACCCCGUCACCUACGGAGCUACCCACGGUGCUGUCAUCGGCACCCCUCUUACCUACGGCGCCACCCACGCCGUUGUGGUCAAGAAGGAUUAGGCGAGCGUGACCCGAGAGAUCGAGCGACGAAGGAAGCAAGGACCUGCGCAGAGAGGUGCUGCUUAGCCCACACGAGGGAAUUUCAGCGCAGUCUCUUCCAGGUUCGAACUUGGACGUUAUGUGGUGAUUCUUUUUCCUCUAAAAGUAUUUCAGAAAAUCAAAAUAAACUCAAAAGUAUCUUCCA